Zychaea mexicana is the source of this 495-nucleotide messenger RNA. RefSeq lists its product as uncharacterized. The transcript has 6 exons. Bases 1 to 495 code for a protein of 164 amino acids. The record is from RefSeq and is a predicted model, not a curated record. NCBI's taxonomy places the organism in Eukaryota, Fungi, Mucoromycota, Mucoromycetes, Mucorales, Lichtheimiaceae.
AUGCCCUCACGCGCUUCAGACGUAGAAAGCUUCAAAGAAGACCUAGAAGACAUCAAAGGAACAUGGAACUAUUUGUUCACCGAAGCUGUAAAAGACUUCGAAAUCCCAAUCUGGAACAAGCAGCAGCCAGGUUGGGAAACUUUUAUGCAAGAGCUGUUCAAGGUACACGCUUCAGACGUAGAAAGCUCUAAAGAAGCUUUCAAAAAGUACCUUGCCGUCGAACAGGGUGCCGUUACUUUAAAGAAGUUUUAUCAGUUCGAUCCCGAGUUCGUGUACAGCCACAGCAACUUAAAAGAUGUCAAAGGAACAUGGAACUAUUUGUUCACCAAAGCUAUAAAAGAAUUCCAAGUUCCAAAAUGGACCAAGCAGCAGCCAAAUUGGAUAGAAAUCCUGGAAGAGCUGAUCAAGCGCAACGAGCAGGUACCUGCAACAGCCGCCCCAAGUUCACCAUCAGCCACCAUCACUUCUCCUAGCAAGACACCUCAUUCCCAAUAA